UUUAUUCCAAGCAUGAGUCAUCUUGCAACCUCAUCUCUUUUACUCUAUUAUACUUCUUUUAUUUUGAUUCUUUAUUUGGUUAUUUGGUCAGAAAGUUCUAAAACCUUUUUUUGUGUCAAUUUUGGACACAGCAGAUAGAAGCAUUUGCUAAUUCCAUUGCCAAUUGACACAAAUCACAAAAACAUUUGUCACAGAAUCAGGGGAGGAUGAGCCCUGGGACCCCCAAAAGCCCCUCAGCAUGGCUGAGCAGCACCCGAGAGCGGGGGGGAUGCCCAGGACCCACAGGCCCCUCAGAAGUGCUGAGAAGAGGGACCCCCAUAACUUCAAAUAAGAACACUGGAAACAGGGAAAUCCUGGGAGAGUGGUUUUGAACUUGCUGAUUUUUGGAGGUAUUUCUGACCACCAGACACCCAGUGACUUCUAGAGAUGGACUUGGCCAGUGGACCUUCAAAGGCAAUGCACUCACAUCUUGUUUUUCCCCAAAUCAGCAUUUCCCAUUCCCAAACCUUAUCUGGAUAGAGGAGAAGGCUGAAAGGAAGUGGAAGAUGCCCCGGGACACUGAGGCAGACAAGGAGCUGAGGAUGGAGAGCAGGGAGGACAAAUCCCCACGGCAGAACCUCAUGGACGAGGCCGUUUUUAGCGGCUCCACGGCACAGGAAUCCAACAGGGAGGAAAAGCCCCGGAGAUCCCUCAGGAGGAGGGGCUCCAAACCCAGCCCAGGAUAUGCUGAGGGAGGAAGACCCAGCCUGUGCCAGGAAGGCAGCCAGAGAUCUGGCCAGAGCUCUGAGGUGGUGGUCCAUGAGCAGCGUGAUGAUGGCAAGAAGCCCCACCAGUGCUUGGAAUGUGGGCAGAGUUUCCUCAUGAGGUCCCGCCUGGUCCGCCACCAGAUGGUGCACACUGGGGAACGGCCCUACGAGUGUGGGGAAUGUGGGAAGGGCUUCAGAGAAACCUCGGACCUGAUCCGCCACCAGAGGAUUCACACUGGGGAACGCCCCUACGAGUGUGGGGAAUGUGGGCAGAGAUUCAGCAUCAGCUCCUACCUGAUUGUCCACCAGAGGAUCCACACUGGGCAACGGCCCUAUGAGUGUGGGCAAUGUGGAAAGACCUUCAACACCAGCUCCAGUUUGAUCCUCCACCAGAGGACCCACACUGAUGAACGGCCCUAUACAUGUGGAGAAUGUGGGAAAGGCUUCAGGAAGAGCGGCCACCUGAAUCGCCACCAGAUGACCCACACUGGGAUACGACCCUACGUGUGUGGGGAGUGUGGGAAGGGCUUCUGUGACACCUCUGGCCUGAUCAUCCACCAGACAAUGCACACUGGGGAAAGCCCCUACACGUGCUCAGAAUGUGGGAAGAGCUUCAGCCGGAGCUCCAAACUGAUUGUCCACCAGAGGAUCCGCACUGGGGAGAAGCCCUAACAGUGUCCCAAGUAUGAGAAGAACUUCUCCCAAAACUCAACUGUGACCCAGCACCAAGGGAGGCAGCAAGUAAGGGAAGCCCUACAAGUGCCCCGUGUGCGGGAAGAGCUUUGAGCGCUACUCCAGCUCCAUCCCCCACUGGAGGACCCCCAUUGGAUGGUCCAUGAUGACCCUCAUUGGGCAGAGACUUGGUGAUCCAUGGUCCUGGUGAUCCCUGUUAGAAAGACACCUGGCUGGUGGUCUGCACAUCUUCCUGGCUUCCCUUGGACACUUGGACACAGCCAGAGAAAAAUGCAUUGGGAUGCAAACCGACAUCAGAAUUUCAUAGGGGACAGCACAGUUUUUUUACUUUCAACCCCAAAAUUAUCUUACCUUUUGCAGCCAAUCAUUUCUUCAGGUGGCAUCAAGGAUGGUAUUGGAGGUCUUUUCCAACCUAAAUCAUUCCAUGAUUCUAAUUCUCCCUGGCCUAGAGACAUCUUCCACAGCCAAAUGGUGAUGGACUGGGGCACAAAACCAGGAUUUUGGAGACAAUGGAGUAGAAAUUCCUCUAGAAAAGGUCCAUUCUACCCACCCAGGCACAUGGAUACUCAGCCAACAUGGACACAUAAAUCCUGUUAUUUUGCCCUUGA
Molecule: messenger RNA, 2047 nt
Organism: Passer domesticus (house sparrow)
Lineage: Eukaryota; Metazoa; Chordata; Aves; Passeriformes; Passeridae
Product: zinc finger protein 239-like
Exons: 2
Coding region: 546-1418 (290 amino acids)
Biological process (GO): regulation of DNA-templated transcription
Molecular function (GO): RNA polymerase II cis-regulatory region sequence-specific DNA binding; DNA-binding transcription factor activity, RNA polymerase II-specific
Source: RefSeq, a predicted model, not a curated record